Messenger RNA from Drosophila gunungcola (fruit fly), 1274 nucleotides. RefSeq lists its product as uncharacterized. The record is from RefSeq and is a predicted model, not a curated record. Bases 141 to 1181 code for a protein of 346 amino acids. The transcript has 2 exons. Lineage: Eukaryota; Metazoa; Arthropoda; Insecta; Diptera; Drosophilidae.
AAAACGUGACUCUUAAAGUUCUUUAUGUAUAGGUAAGCGUGAACAGAUUGCGAUCGGAAAUUGUUUGCUAUGCUCGCGGAAUAAAGCUUAGUUUGAACUAGACAAUCAAUGCGGUUGCAAGUGCCGCGCAAAGAUUAACAAUGGAAUACCCCAAUCUACUAGUAAUUUGCGCAAUUUUGUUGCUUCUCCAAUUCGAGAUGGGAGUAGCAAGAUCAACUUACAAUGGACUAGAUCCGUCUUUGUACGUCGAAGCGCGGCGAUUGGGCUUGAAUGAGGGAAUAAUAAAUGAAAUGUGGCGAACCAAGAAGCCGUGGAUUGUCACAAAGACAAGAAAUGACGGUACUGUGACUAAGAACACCUAUCAGCUAAGUACCGAUGGAGAAAAACUAUUUUGGAAUAGCGUAACCAGAACACCGGUAAAUAAUGAAGCUCUCUUCACACAAGCUCAAGAAAAUUUAGAUUUUAUAUCGAACAACAUUCGCAACCAGCUGCAAACUACGCUCAGACUUGCAAAUGUUUUCAAUAACCCCUUUAUAAAUCCGGUCGGCUUCGGAUUUCCCGACUUUAACAUAUUUCACAACUUUAUCGGGCAGGGACGUAAUCAGUUCGAUGCGGAAACGCCCAACUCAUCACCGUGCCAUUGUCAUCAUAACGAUAGUCCAAGCCCGGGAUAUAUUUCCCCAACAGAAGAGCCCAGGUUUAAAGGGCGAAAUCUGGGAAAUGUUGCACGACGCGUUGAGUCCAACGUAAAUGAACGAAAUCCAGGGAAUGGUGCCCCUCAAGAAGACCGAAAUCCAACAAACACUGACGAUACUGAUCUAUGGUACCCGCCACUUCCGACCUCAACGCGUCGAACCCUGGUUCCUGUGCCCGCUAGUGCCCCAGCACCGCCUGCCUUUGGAGAUGGGUCCCGAUCGAGUAAUGACGACCAACCCAUGUGGCUUCCAGUGCCAGAUCCACCCUCAACCGAGCGCACUUUGGUCGGUCUGCCCACUCUGGCACCCAAAGGCGGAGCCGACACAGUCAUCGAUGACUUCUUGGCCAAGGUGGACGUCACUGCCGCCGACAUCAAGGAGGAGGAUGGCACGCUGGUCAGGACGAUCGUGGACAAGGAAGGCCGAGUUCUAAGCGCCAGCUUCGAACUAAAAACUAAAGAAGAUCGAGAAGCUAAUGCAAAUUAGGAGAGUUCCACUGUGGAAGUCGUUACAAUUGUUUGAUUUUAUGUCUCUAUUGCUUUUGUAUUCUUUAAUAAACAAGUACUGUUUACAUCAUAA